UUCAGCACCUUCAGCACCUUCAGCGACCUGCUGGCACGGUCGAGGAUGGCGGUUGCGUCGCUUGUUUUUGUGACGCUGGUGUUCUGGGCGCUCGUCCGGGUGAUGGGUUUGAUCUUGGCGAGGUUCUAUCCGCAGAAAUUCAAGGAGCUCACCGACCCCGUAGCUCCUGGUUCUCCCGCCCUACUUCCAACGAGCUCAAGCCACGGCUCGGCCCGAAAGCGGUUCCACCAUCUGAGCAUCGGCCAUUGGUCUCUCUCAUUCUCUACGAAUGCGCUGAAUAGUGCCCUUUACAAACUGGUCCCCGAUACUCCGCCAUGGAGAGCCUUCCACCGACUCUUUUAUUCAGCCGGGGCUGUGUUUGGCCUCCUCUCCCUCUUUGGCAGCAUGGCUUUCCUCGCGGCCAAUGGCAUAAGCUUAUUGGUCGUAUUUGCAAAGCUUGCGAGCCCCUCAGCCGAUAUCACAGCCGUCCAAACACUCAGUCCUCAGGACCUGGAAUUCAGGAGCAACAGCAGCUCGUCAUACUCAACCAGAACAUACUUUGCCCAGUCGAUGGCGGGUGGAAGCAAUGGCUUUGUCUCCUUGAUACCUGGGGUCAACAUACAUGUGUCAUCUUUGGGCUACUAUGUCCUUGCGCUGCUCGUAUGCGGCGUCGUCCACGAGCUAGGGCACGCUCUUGCUGCAAUAGUCGAGAGAGUUCCAAUCGAAUCUGUUGGCGUAUUCCUCUAUGUUAUAUAUCCAGGAGCAUUUGUCGACCUCCAUCAGGCAUCACUGGAAACCAAGGGUCCCUCUCAAAAGCUGAGGGUGAUUUGUGCCGGUGUAUGGCACAAUGUUGUACUGGGCCUGUGGGUAUGGCUUGUGCUUACGACGCUACCACUAUGGCUCUCCUGGGGAUACAAGCUGUCGAAUUCGGGGGUCGUAGUCCUCGACGUAACGAGGGACUCGCCAUUGCGUGGCCAUGUGCCGCCCGCAGCCAUGAUCUCGCAAGUCAACGGACGAGACGCUAGCACUGUCCAGGAUUGGGAGCAGCUAUUAUACGAAAAUCUUGUGGAUGAUACAUCCAUACAUCAAGGCUAUUGUGUCACAGCAUCCCGAGAAGACAAAGGGACUUUAGAAUGUUGCGAUGUCUCUGAAGCGCAUCCUUUCGGUCGGAGACCGAGUUCGCUGCAGUGUUUCCAAGAACUCGACGCUACCAAGACCUUGAUGUCGCCCAUGCAAGCUUGUCUCUUGGCUCAUAAUAUCACAGAGAAUCAUCCCAGGUGUCGAAGCCGAAGCGAUUGUGACAUGGCAUCAGGACCGAUGCAAUGCAUGUCGGUGUAUGUCCCGCAGCCGUAUGUCCGGUUAAUCCGACUUAGUAUUCGGGAUAGAGAGUCGACCGCGACCCUGAAUCCGUCAAGCAAGGACACCUCAAGAACGGUGACUUUUCUGGGCGACCCGCGAGAGAUUUGGGAAGGCGUUCGAAUCGGAUCACUUGUGCCUCGGGCGCGAUGGCUCCCGAUAUGCAUCCCAUACAUGGUUGAGGAGUUGCUUCAGUUCAUCAUGUCAUUUACCUUUGCCCUGGCUGUGUUCAACAUGGUACCAAGCCACAUGCUGGAUGGCCAACAUGCCCUUGUUGUCAUUGUGGACGUAAUAAUGGAUUGGAUCCAUGGGCACGUAUCCGGAGAGAGUCUCGAUGUCUCUGGCAAGUCCCACGUUUCGUUUGGGAGAGUGGAUGCCCGCAAACGAUCGACAGUGAAGUGGAUUUCCAACGCAGCCACGGUUUUGUUGUCUGUUACUAUGCUGCGAAGCGUGCUUGGAGCAUUUGGAAUAUAAUGGGUUUGGACCUAGGGGCUCGAAUGGUGGGGCUGCAGCACCCGUUGGGAGCCAGAUGCAUGAGCUUUCGUCCCUGCCCAAGUGGCCUUGCCCAAGUGGCCUUGCCCCAGCGGCCUUGCCCUCGG
Polychytrium aggregatum is the source of this 1934-nucleotide messenger RNA. Its product is annotated as peptidase family M50-domain-containing protein. The transcript is spliced from 9 exons. Gene Ontology annotation, molecular function: metalloendopeptidase activity. Lineage: Eukaryota; Fungi; Chytridiomycota; Chytridiomycetes; Polychytriales. Gene Ontology annotation, biological process: membrane protein intracellular domain proteolysis; regulation of response to endoplasmic reticulum stress. Bases 46 to 1809 code for a protein of 587 amino acids. Gene Ontology annotation, cellular component: cytoplasm; membrane. The record is from RefSeq and is a predicted model, not a curated record.